GACGUCCAGCCCCCCCUAGUUCCAAGGGCGGCCUUCCCAGCCAUGGAGGCCCCAAUGUGCCUGAUAGAGAACAGUCCCGGGCAGCCCCUCCGCAUCAAUGCGCAGGCCCUGGCCAUCCUGCAGCGCAUCCAUCUGCCGGUGGUGGUGGUGGCCAUCGUGGGACUCUACCGGACGGGGAAGUCCUACCUGAUGAACCGUUUGGCCGGAAGGGGCACCAGAGGCUUCUCUCUGGGGGCCACGGUGCAGGCCAACACCAAGGGCAUCUGGAUGUGGUGCCUCCCCCACCCACUGAGGGCCGACCAGGCGCUGGUGCUGCUGGACACGGAGGGCCUGGGGGACGUGGAGAAGAGCAACACCGAGAACGACUCCUGGAUCUUCGCCCUCUCCGUCCUCCUGAGCAGCACCUUUGUCUACAACAGCAUGGGCACCAUCAACCACUAUGCACUGGAGCAGAUGCACUUUGUGACGGAAUUGUCGCAGCACAUCAAGAUGAAGGCCUCGGACAGCGAGAGCCACGACCUGGCCAGCGCCUUCCCCGCCUUUGUUUGGACCGUGCGUGACUUCACUCUGCAGCUGUGCCUGGAGGACGGGACCCCCAUCACGGAGGACCAGUACCUGGAGCGGGCGCUGGAGAGGAGGGCAGAGGCCCCCGAGAGCCAGGACCUGCCCAAGCGGUGCAUCCGGGAGCUCUUCCCCUGGCGCAAGUGCUUCGUCUUUGACCGGCCGGCUUCGCGGCAGGACCUGCAGCGCCUGGAGGAGCUCCCCGAGUCACAGCUGAGCCAGGAGUUCCUGGAGCAGGCGCACCGCUUCUGCCGCCACAUUCAGGAGAACGCCAGGGCCAAGGCCAUCCAGGGGGGGCGCCUGGUGAACGGGACGCUGCUGGCGUCCCUGGCGGAGAGCUACGUGGGAGCCAUCCGCAACAAGGAGGUGCCCUGCAUCGAGAACGCGGUCCUGGCCCUGGCACAGUUGGAGAAUAGGGCCGCUGUGCAUGAGGCGGUGCAGCGCUACGACGAGAUGGAGGAGCUGAUGCGCCCGAUGCUGCCCACGGAGGAUGUGGCGAGGCUGCUGGUGGCCCAUAGCUGUUGCGAGGAGGAGGCCCUCCGGGUCUUCAUGGGCCGGGCCUUCAAGGACAAGGGCCAGCGCUUCCAGAAGCAGCUGGCGGAUCAGCUGCAGGCGAAGUUAGGGGAGCUCUGCCGGCGGAACGAGGUGGCCUCUCUGGACCGCUGCCAGGCUGUCCUGAUGGAGCUGUACCAGGAGGUGGAGGACAACGUUGUGCGUGGGCACUACCUGCAGCCGGGGGGCUACCAGCGGUUCCUCAGCGACCGGCAGAGCGUGGUGGAUCGCUUCCACCAGGUGGAGGACAAGGGGCUCAUGGCUGCCAAGGCCCUGCAGGACUUCCUGGCCUCCAAGGAGGAGACAGCGCAGUCCAUCCUGCAGGCGGACCAGACCCUCCAGGAGAAAGAGAAGGAGCUGGAAGCGGAGAAAGUCCGGGCGGAGGCCGCGCAGAGGGAGGCGCAGCUGCAGAGGGAGAUGCAAGAACGGGCCGAGCAAAUGGCCCGGGAGAAGGAGAGGAGCUUUGAGGAGCACAAGAAGCAGCUGAUGGCCAAGAUGGAGCAGGAGAGGAGGACCCUCCUGGACGAGCAGGAGCGGCUGCUGCAGCAACGGCUCCAGGAGCAGCGCCGCCUCCAAGAGGAGGGCUUCCACAGGGAGGUCUCCCGAAUGCAGGGCGAGAUCCAAGGCCUGAGGCACCAGAUCCAGAACCAGAGGAGCGGUGGAGGCGGAGGCAGGAUCUGCACCAUCUCUUGAGGAUCCAUCGAGGGCAGCCCGCUGACCGCCUUGGCCUCGCUCCAGGCUCCUCUCGGACUUGGUGCCAACUUCUCUUUUAAGCCGCUGCUUUUAACGGUGCCAACCAAGUAUUGUGCCAAGUAUUUAUUAUAUUGCUUGAAAGGCUUGUCGUCAUGGUAAACUGCUUCAAAGCCGGAGGAUCUUGCGCAAUUUCUGGCUCAAAGGGACCGGCAUGAAACCCGGUGGGAGACUGGGGCGAGUCACACCCUCUCAGCCUCAGAGGAAGAUCAAGCAAGGCAGCCUCCCUCCCCUUCCAAGAAGGACCAGGCACAACAACCACCAUCCUCUCCCACUGUUUCAGUGGGACUUGCCUUGAGGGGAAGCGCAGCCGAGGAUCCAUGAUGCAACCAGACCCAGAACCGAAGUGGAAUGUGUGUGAGGCGCCUGUGUCCGGAGGCUGCCCAUGAAAGGUCAUUUAUGAGGCCGAGGAGGCCCUCGUCCCUUUCUCCCUGGGCCAGCCCUGACCUCUCUGACCUCUCUGGGGUUUCCCAGCCCCUCCUUCACCUGGACUUCCCC
Anolis sagrei ordinatus is the source of this 2361-nucleotide messenger RNA. The record is from RefSeq and is a predicted model, not a curated record. NCBI's taxonomy places the organism in Eukaryota, Metazoa, Chordata, Lepidosauria, Squamata, Anolidae.